CACAGCCAAGCAGAGGGACAGUUUAAAUCGUCCCCGGUCCAGAGAUUGAGCGAGAGGGGAGGAGAGUGGAGGCUGGCAGCUCGCACUGGAGAUGGGCAGCACCGGAGGACUCUGCUCCAGUCCAAGGGCUUGGGGAUGUGGCUGGAAUGGCGCCCGACUCCUGUGCUUUGCCGCCAUUAGCUGGGGAGCUGCAGAAAAUACUGCUGCUGUCAUUGUGGUGAAUCAGACACCCCCUUCUAUCUGUGCAAUGGAAGGGUCAGAGUUCACCAUCGAGUGUACAUUCAACACAAGCAAUAAUUCAAUCAAGUGGUUUGCUGAAUGGUUUAAAACCAAAAACAAUUUAACAGCCAAGGUGAACAAUGGAACAGAUCGAAUCAUAUUAUCAGCAGAUAUAGAAAAGAGGUCUCUUUCCCUCACUGUGAAGAAAGCCGACGUCACUGAUUCUGGAACCUACGUAUGUUGGGUUGGGAGCAAAGAUGGGACAUAUCCUGGGACUGGAACCCAAGUGACCAUCGAUGGACAACCCAAAGCACCUGUGAAGUGCAAAAAAUUAUGCACUGAAUUUUCACGAAAAGAAAUACCCCAGAAACUGUUGAAGACCUAUAGGAAGACAGAACCAUCAUGUCCCAAAGCCGCUAUCAUCUUUGUCACUAAGAAGAAUAGAGAGUUCUGUGCAGACCCAGAGGCGAGCUGGGUGAAGGAAGCAGUCCGACAGCUAAACCAAGCAAGUGCCCCUCUGAAUCCGCCACUUUCAAGCACCGUCACUUCUGCAGUUGUGCAAGAAGGGGCAGGCGUUUUUCACAGAGUAGUUGGCGAUGCUGGCUCUAAACGUUUGCUUGCCCAUGUUGCAUGCACACCCGUUGAAAUUCCCAAGCUGAUGGUGAAUCAGACCCCAGCCAAUAUCCAGGAGUCAGAAGGGUCAGAUCUCACCAUGGAGUGUAGAUUCACAGAAUUGAAAAACCACAGGACCUUGUAUGUGAAAUGGUAUAAACAUAAUGGAACUGGGGGAACGAAGAAGGAGCUGAUGAGCGAAAGAGGCGGGGGCUCAGCAGCCCUGGAUUUGGAAAAGGGUUUUGCUUCGUUCACUCUGAAGAACGUGAAUGUAACCGAUACAGGAACCUACAUAUGUGAGGUGGGGAGCACAGCUAGGAACUGGUCUGUGUCAGGAGCCGGAACCCAAGUGACCAUCACUCCUGCUGUCAGUCGGACAAUAUGAGGAUCAGCUGUUACAGCGUACACCUGGAGAUGGAGCUCUCAGACACCUGUUACCCCGGCAUUCCCCCCAAGCACCGUGCUGACCAUCCUGCCUGCCAGAUUCUGUACCUGCAAAUAAACCUUGAACUGAAUGGAAGGGAGGGGAGGGGAUGCUGGAUAACUGGAAAGGGAGUUCACGGGUGUUCAUAUUAAAAAGACUCCUCCCUGACACCCCUCUUUGAGGCAGCAGAACCCGGUGAUCGCUGAUGGCUUAGGCAGUCUCAGUGGCAUCUGAGCCAUAGGAAAAUAUGAGAUGAACAUUUCUGUCACCUACAGAUUCCCCAUUGUGCUACCUAGCAAUCACUUUAGAGCAGGAGUGGGCAAACUGGCCUGCGGGCCAGAUCCGGCCCAUCCGGGCUUUCAAUCCAGCCUGCAGGAUUGCCAGCCCCAUGGCACAGUGGGGCUAAGGCAGGCUUCCUGCCUGCCCUGGCCCCACACCACUCCCAGAAGCAGC
Molecule: messenger RNA, 1708 nt
Organism: Mauremys reevesii (Reeves's turtle)
Lineage: Eukaryota; Metazoa; Chordata; Testudines; Geoemydidae
Exons: 7
Coding region: 92-1216 (374 amino acids)
Biological process (GO): positive regulation of natural killer cell mediated cytotoxicity; immune response-activating cell surface receptor signaling pathway; immune response
Cellular component (GO): extracellular region
Molecular function (GO): chemokine activity
Source: RefSeq, a predicted model, not a curated record